Molecule: messenger RNA, 1940 nt
Organism: Vigna umbellata (rice bean)
Lineage: Eukaryota; Viridiplantae; Streptophyta; Magnoliopsida; Fabales; Fabaceae
Product: MATE efflux family protein
Biological process (GO): xenobiotic detoxification by transmembrane export across the plasma membrane
Cellular component (GO): membrane
Molecular function (GO): xenobiotic transmembrane transporter activity; antiporter activity
Source: RefSeq, a predicted model, not a curated record
UUGGACAUGAUAUUAUUGUUUUAUACAAAAUAUGAAAGCCAACAAUAAAAAGUGAGUGGUAGCAGCUACAAAUUGCUAUUAUUUUAAGAAAUUGCAAUAUUGAAGACGAGUAUAAAUCAAAACUAAGGUUUAGAGAUGUAGUACUGGUCAAGUUGAAAAGUGUUUUGCUUCCAAACACCUUUCUGCAGUUUCAUCUUCUCUUAUUGAUUUUGGAUAUGAAGCAAAAACUGAGAUAAACAUGUGCACUGGUGGUGAAUCUGGAGGAACUGUAGAAGGUAAGCCCGUGAGCAAGUCAAAGGUUGGCCAUGAGAAGCAGUGAAGAAGGCAGGGAAGGAACAAGAAACUGUUGUUGUGGCAGGUUUUUUCAUGACCUUCCUCAACAGUUACACAACCUUCUCAAGGAACUUUUCCCUACCCUUUCUCUCUCUGAGGUGAAAGAGGAGUUUAAAUCACUGGCGAACAUUGCAUGUCCAAUAAUGGUGACGAACGUGCUUCUGUACUCACGAUCUGCCAUUUCGAUGCUGUUCUUGGGUCGGCAAGGGAAAGUUGAGCUAGCUGGAGGAGCACUUGCAAUAGGGUUUGCCAACAUCACUGCAAAUUCAUUCCUCAAGGGUCUUACUAUGGGAAUGGACCCAAUUUGUUGCCAAGCAUAUGGAGCAAAAAGAUGGUCAGUUCUAAGCCAAACCUUUUUCAAAACCUUGUGUCUUCUCUUCCUUGUUGCCAUCCCCAUUUCACUACUAUGGCUAAACAUGGCCCCCCUCCUACACUGGCUAGGCCAAGACCCUGAAGUCACACAGGUUGCACAAGUUUACAUGCUCUUCUCCAUCCCAGAACUGCUUGCCCAAGUUCAUCUCAAUCCAUUGAGGUCCUUCUUGAGAACACAAGGCUUAACAGCUCCACUAACCGUAGCUGCGUCUUUUGCUGCCAUUUUACACCUUCCAAUAAAUUACUUCUUUGCUACAUAUUUGAAAUUGGGAGUGAAAGGCAUUGCACUAGCCACUGGUUUGAACUCCAUAAACAUGAUCCUAGGCUUAGUGCUUUAUCUUCUCGUGUCAGAGAAACCUCUUAAACCUUGGGAAGGUGCCACUAUUCUCUCUUCUUUUCGUGAUUGGAGACCGUUGCUUACUCUAGCAUUGCCAAGUUGCAUCUCAGUGUGCUUGGAGUGGUGGUGUUAUGAGAUAAUGCUCUUCCUAUGUGGCUUGUUGAGUAAUCCACAAACCACUGUUGCUACCAUGGGUGUUCUCAUUCAAACAACUGGGUUCCUAUAUGUAUUCCCAUUUUCAUUGAGUGCUGCCUUGACAACACAAAUCGGUCACUCACUAGGUGCAGGGCAACCCUUACGUGCACAAAGUACAGCCACAAUAGGACUUUUCAUAGCAUUUGCAUCAGGGGUCUCAGCCUUUGUUUUCUUGAUGUUUGUGAGGAAAGUGUGGGGGAAACUCUUCACAACUGAGACACAAAUUGUUGAUAUGGUCACAACCAUACUUCCAAUUUUGGGGUUGUGUGAGAUUGGUAACUGGCCUCAAACUGCUGCAUAUGGGAUCUUAUCAGGGACUGCACGCCCUUAUGUGGGUGCAAGAAUAAACCUGUUUGCAUUUUACUUAAUAGGGUUGCCAGUUGCAGCUGCUUUCAUGCACAGAUACCAGCUGAGGGGUUUGUGGUUUGGCAUGUUGGCUGCCCAAAUUUCAUGUUUUGGUAUGAUGCUUUACACAUUGAUUCAAACAGAUUGGGGGCAUCAAAGUAAAAGAGCUGAGCAACUAGCUCUAAGAACAGAUGAUGAGGAAAAUGUAAAUGAUGAUGGGGAAUGUGGACUCCUUAAUUCUGAUUUAUGAGAUAUUUAAAUCAAUUUUGCAUAGUCAUAGUCACUGGUACAUGACCGCCUUUCCAAAACCUUGCGUUAUUGAGAUUUUCUAAUCAUUCCUCACGAGUCACUACAACAU